This is a messenger RNA of Aspergillus thermomutatus, 1506 nucleotides long. RefSeq lists its product as uncharacterized. The transcript has 5 exons. Gene Ontology annotation, molecular function: threonine-type endopeptidase activity. The record is from RefSeq and is a predicted model, not a curated record. Gene Ontology annotation, biological process: protein maturation. Lineage: Eukaryota; Fungi; Ascomycota; Eurotiomycetes; Eurotiales; Aspergillaceae. Bases 1 to 1506 code for a protein of 501 amino acids.
AUGAGCGAGCCGCAGAGAGGUGGAGGUAUCUCUGCCAUCUUCGUUCACGUAGGAGCGGGAUAUCACGGCCAUGGAAAUGAGAGAGCUCACCUGGAAGUAUGCGAAAAUGCCUGCAAAGCCGCAAUGGGUAUUUUGAAAAGCGGUGGAUCAGCUCUGGAUGCCGUCGAAAUGGCCAUCAUUGUAAUGGAGGAUGACGAGAUGACAAAUGCUGGCUACGGAAGCAACUUGACGAUUGAAGGAGCUGUCGAAUGUGAUGCGACUAUUGUCGACCACCAUGGAAGAAGCGGCGCAGCUGGAGCCGUCUCGCCGCGAAUGCUACUCGAAACCUCUGCAAAGGCCUUAACUUGCCACAGAGUGCCACCAAGCUUCCUCGUUGGUGAGGGUGCAACGGACUUUGCUUAUGAGCAAGGGUUGGUCAUACUGCCUCCUGACGGCCUCAUUUCGCGCUAUUCGAAAGAGAGAUGGCACCGCUGGCUGCAGGAUCUUGAGGCUGCUGAACUGGCCGAAAGGAAACGGGAUCCUGCGCGUUUUCGCAUGGAAGAAGAUAGAGCAUCCUUCCUUCGUCGGCCAAUGUUGAAUCGUCAUCCAGCCCGCCUCAUUGACAAUACUCGUUUACGCCCACAUGUACCCAACUCUCCCUUUACCGGAGUCGACUUGCUGAACCCUCUUCCUCGUCCCCAGGCUCCUGCACCACCAACUAUGGCUCCAAACCAUGGACAGAGCAUGGGUCCUGCAAGUGGACAAUCUAUGGCUGCUACCAGUGGGCAAUCCAUGGCUGCUGCAGGUGGACAAAAUAUGGCUUCUGCACCUGGGCCAGGUAUGGCUGCCUCAACCAAUACCAAUGCAGAUGGUGCGACUUCCCGAGCAACCCCUACGACAGCAUCUGGUGCCCCUGUCACUACCUCCGUGAAUGCUCAUCCAGGUGCUGCAGAUGAAGACGAAGAUAUGAUCAACGAUACCGUCGGGGCUAUAGCCGUAGACUGUUAUGGCAAUAUUGCAGCAGGUUCUUCAUCUGGUGGCAUUGGCGCGAAGCAUCGCGGUCGAAUCGGGCCUGCCGCGCUGGUGGGCAUCGGCACCUAUGUGAUUCCCGUAGACCCCAGCGAUCCCGAACAAGCAUCCGUGGCUUCGGUUACAUCGGGCACAGGCGAGCACAUUGCUACAACUAUGGCCGCGCAGACGUCAGCUUUAAGACUCUACUAUUGUCAAAAGAAGCGUAUGGACGGCACCUUUGAAAAGGUCUCCGAAGAUGAAGCUAUGAAUGCGACAAUAGCCACUGAGUUCAUGGAGCAUCCCGGUGUGAAAGCGAGCCCUUGUGGAGGCGCUAUUGGAAUCUUGACUGUCAAAAAGACAAAGGACGGAAUUUUCUUCUACUUUGGUCAUAAUUCUGAUUCUUUUGCUCUCGCUUCCAUGAGUAGUGAGGAUAGGAAACCGGCGUCUGUGAUGUCUCGUAACCAGGGAAAUUCGACUAUUGCUCAAGGUGGCCGCGCCUAUCGGGCCAGAAAAUAA